Molecule: messenger RNA, 2785 nt
Organism: Osmerus eperlanus (European smelt)
Lineage: Eukaryota; Metazoa; Chordata; Actinopteri; Osmeriformes; Osmeridae
Gene: upk3b
Product: uroplakin 3b
Exons: 6
Coding region: 151-1053 (300 amino acids)
Cellular component (GO): membrane
Source: RefSeq, a predicted model, not a curated record
AUCCACCUCUCAGCCCGACACUCCCUGAGUGUGAUGCACUCUACCAAAAAAAAACCCUGGAUGGGGUAGGGAAUAAUUUAACAUUUUAACAUUAACAAGACCAGUGACUUUCUUGAGAGCAGUGAGGCUGUGAAGUGUGCAUGUGAAGAAAUGGCAUUCCUGUCAUUAACCUACGUGGUACUGUGCCUUUCUAUCCAGACUGGCAUGGGAAAAAUUGAAUUGGUGGACUAUACUCCUAUAUUAACACCUUACGGCCUUUCUGGGAAAUUGACCACAAACACAGCCACACUGACACAACCAAGCUGUUACUUUGACAACGUAACCAGUUUGCUCUGCAAUUCUGUUCAGUGUGAAAUAUGGUUGGUGUCGGCAAUAAAUGAAGGAAUAACCAAUUUCGAUGCCGACAAGACAAAUCCAGACAUUGUCAGCCUGUCUCCAUAUCCAACAGCCUUCUCUUCCAAAAACUAUUUCCUCACCUUGGUUGGUGUUAAGAUGGACUUUCCCUGCCCCCCCACCUCUGCAACAGGCUACUUUAGAGUUGGAGCUGAGGGUAGCUGCUCCACCACCAACUGCAAUGGAGAGUUACCUGUUGGUUCAACUGCCAGAUUCAAGUAUCUCCUUAUCAAUCCAUCAAAUGGGACUGUUCUGGCAGAGACUCAGUGGUCUGACGACAUCCCUCUGUACUAUAUGAAAGACCCAAGCACUAUAAAUGACAGCCUUGUAGGAAGGUGGGCAUCCAUGAUAGUCAUAAUUUCAAUCCUGUGUGUGGCUGUGGCCUUGCUGCUGCUACUACUUCUAGCUAUGCUCAUUUACGCCUGUUGCUGUCGGCAAGAGAAGCAGACAAUCCAAAAUUCUGACUCCCUGAGCAUCCGCAAAUAUGACACUCACCACUUUAGGGACCAGGUCAAUCCAGCCUAUCAGGGCGAGAUGGAGGGAUUCUCUCGUCUCAAGGCUGAGACUCCCACCAGUAGCCAGAACCCAGUAAACCUCACUAAGCUCAAAAGUGGCUCUGACAAUGAUCUACCAAAAGCUAAACCUGCCACAGAAUUAUAGUGAUAUAGUGAUGGUCAUGUUGGGACUGUUUCUAAUGUAAGGUUGUGUCAUUGAAUGCAUUGGAGACAGUUUUGGUCAAUGUUUAUGGAAUAUAUACAGUACAAAUGUUUCUUAUGAAUAAAGGCGUAGGAUUCACUUCAACCAUUGGGGGGUGAGGUGGGGUGGGUGGGGGCACUAUACGCUACAAUUGGCAGGCAUGCCAUUAUUGGGCAGGGGGGAGAGUGUAGGUCAAUUAAAGGUAAUCUCAACAAUUGGGGGGAGGGGUGUCUCCCUGUCUCCCCCUGAGUCUGCAACUACAUAGGGAUACUAAUAAUACUCAUUUAUACUAUACGUUUGUGUAUUUCUUUGCAUAUGUCAUCAUAGCCUUACUAAAUGUUCAUGGAAGGUACUGAUGUAGGGCCAGUAAAAAUAUGUUGCUUUUCCAGGAAUGCACUAAAAAUAUACUUGCAACUAUCAGCUAUGACCAGCCCUGGCUACAAACCUGGGCUGCGUUUCCCGAAAACGUUGUAAGCCUAAGUUGAUCGUAGAAUCCAUCGUACAACGAAUCUUAGUUUUACGGGCUGUUCCCAAAGACAUUGUACUUAAAGUGUUUCUUGAAAAUUCGUAGCUCUUGAAAGCGCAUAGAUUAGCCUACUCCUUACGAGCAUGUUUGGGAAACGCAUGUUAGAAAUAUCAAUGGUUUCGUUUUUUGCUCGAUCGUUGCUACGAUCCAUCGUUAUCGGGAAACGCACCCCUGAUAGGUAGGGGGAGACUGGGUAUUUGCUUUGGCACCUGUUCACUGAAUUAUUGACCUAAAGUUCUCAAACUUUAAUACAAAGUACCCACAUUUGUUUACUUCAAAUGGAACCAAUCUGCAACAAUAUGACCCCUUGAGUUGAUAUCAAAUACAUGAUGUUCCUUUGAUACAACCUACUCCACUAUCAGGUUGGCACUACACAUGCUGGGGUAUGUUGUAACAAUUAGAGGAGUUACAAAAAACAAAAACAGAGGACACACCUCCGUUAUGCUUCAAGAGGUUUCUUGAAAUAAACUUGAGGCCAGUAUUAGGCUGGUUGGCUCUGGACUCUUCACUGACAGGCUGAAGACAGGCAGAUUUUAUAAAGAAGGUAAACCAGUCAUCUUCUUCUCAUCCCAUGUUUGUGGGUAUAUUAUGUCAUAUAUUCCUGCUAGUUGACAUGCAAACUUUCUGACUUAAAACAAAGUGAGUACAUACUGUAGACACAAACUUAUGCUAGUUGACAAUUUUACUCUGGUCUCCAGUGGCUAACCUGUAAUAGGCUUACCUCACGUGGAGUCAGUCUGCAACACAGGUCUGCUGUCUGAGUCAAAUUGUCAGCCAACACUUCCUCCUGCAUCUCAGAGAAAACGUUGUCGCUCACCCUACGCUGGGAAGAUUACUGGAACCCUGGUCUCUCAGUUUCUGCAGUUAUUUACAGUAUCAGAUCCCAUGUGCCUUCACAACAGAUCUGACUGACUACGGGUUUUUUAAGCAUUGGCAGGCACAUCUCUGUCAGUCUUUCUUUUCCACUGCCUAAUAAACUUCAAAACUUAAUUUCUGUAAAAUUAGUCAAAAAUUAAAAGUGUCAAUUGGGAUAUUCGUAAAACCUUUUAAAGAUGUGGGACAACCACCCAAAACCAUGUCAGCCAUUGUUCAGAUAGUAGUUUGGUUUGAAAUUAUCAGGGGAAAAUGCAUCACAUAUUGUCUGAGAAAAUAAAAUGUAAUCUCAUAAAA